Messenger RNA from Nothobranchius furzeri (turquoise killifish), 1485 nucleotides. RefSeq names its product motile sperm domain containing 1 (gene mospd1). The record is from RefSeq and is a predicted model, not a curated record. Gene Ontology annotation, cellular component: cytoplasm. NCBI's taxonomy places the organism in Eukaryota, Metazoa, Chordata, Actinopteri, Cyprinodontiformes, Nothobranchiidae.
CGGUUGCCCUCCGCUGUCCCAGCAUGCACCGCGGCGCUUGCAGCAUAAAGAAAAACGGCUGAAAGGAAACAACAACAACAGGGAGGGAUCUUACGCGUAGAUCUAUGUUCUAGUCGGUAACGUCCUUAAACCCAGAUGCUAACAUUGAGGUCAUGGGGCAGCAGCCUAGGCGGAGUCCCAGACUUCCCUCUCCCCAGCCACUUGGGCCAGCUCCUCUGGGGGAGUCCCAAUUUUAUUUAACAUGCGGUGGUCCUGAGGAGCUGAGAGCCGUGCCUUUUGCCUCUGGAGGGAGCGAAAGCAGCUUGGCGGUGAUUGGAGCAGCGGUGAGGGAGGGGGCUGAGGCUGAGCGUGGACCAGGAGGAGCUGGAGCCAAUGCAGCAGCAGCAGCAUCGACAGCCUGAGCUGGUGGAAGGAAGCCUUCCUGUGUUCGUGUUCCCCACGGAGCUCGUCUUCUACGCAGAUGAGCAGUCGUCUCACAAGCAGGUGCUCACCCUCUACAACCCCUAUGAGUUCGCCCUCAAGUUCAAAGUGCUGUGCACGGCGCCAAACAAGUACACCGUGGUCGAUUCCACAGGAGCUGUCAAGCCACAAUGCUGCAUUGACAUAGUGAUCCGGCACCGGGACGUCCGGGCUUGUCAUUAUGGGGUGUACGACAAGUUCAGACUGCAGGUGUCGGAGCAAAGUCAGCGAAAGGCUCUGGGCCGCAAAGAGGUGACGGCCACGCUCCGUCCGUCCGCCUCGCAGGAGCCGCCCGGAUCGCGGAGUCUAGACGAGGAGCGCCGCAUGAAGGAGCAGAGUUCUGACGGCGAGUUCUUUGAACAGUCUGCCUUUCAGUCCGCAGACAGCCGUCCAGUUGCUGGAGGACCCAGUCUGCUGACGGUGCUGCUGGGACUGGUGUGCAUGGCCGCCCUGAUGCUCCCCACGCUGGGGGAGCAGGAAUCCACUGUGCCUGUCUACCUCCACUUAAGUGUUAACAAGAAGCUGGUGGCUGCUUAUGUUCUGGGUCUCCUUACUAUGGUCAUCCUUCGUACCUGAAGUGCUCCGAGCUGAAACGGGAUGAUGGACAUUUCUACAGUGACCCAGAGGCUCCACCAGGCCUCCAUGAGGAUGGACUACCACCCUCUCUGACGUACAUCAUUAGACACUUAUCUUUAAUUACACAGCUGUGUUCCGAGCUGUUGGGAGAACCUGCAGCACGUCCUGUGGGUCAGCGGGGGCGGUAGUUUCUGAGAAACACGAGGGCCGCCCCCCCCGUCUCUUCUGUGUUUUAGUCGUCAUUCUGUGACAUGAGUGAAGGAAUCCUGAUGCAUGUAAAUAAAGCUAUUGAACACACACCGGUGUUUUCCUGUAACCGUCAUGUUGGUGUUUUAUUUUGAAGCUGUCCUGUGCAGACUGAAGUGCAUGUGCACUGAAGGACCUCCACAGUGAUUCACCAGCUGUAAUAUAUCUAUGCUCCGUCAUGUGUUUAAUAAAAGCCUGAAUACA